AGCAGCUGGAUUUAAUAGGCACUGUGAUGUUUUAAACCUCCAAACUCUGCUUAAGAUGCCACUCAUGACAAAUCAGGUGCUACCUGCAGUCUCCUACUGUGCGUUAGGCAGUAUGUCGGGGUCGGUCACCAAAGGGCCACAGUCACAUGCUAUUAUUCCUUCUUCACUUUCUCUUGAAUGGGACAAACGUCAGAGCGCCGGAGUGCACUGUCUCCGGGAUUUGGCCGCAGACGCGCGCUGAGGCUGCAGGAGGACGCAGCGAGAGCGGUGAUGGCUGAGUGACAUCUGAACACUGUUGUGUGUGUUAUUUAUUCACGAGCAACUGUCAGCGACGUGGAGUCCAUCGAGGAUACAAUCGGACUGUUCUAUGGCUUGUUUUUUCGGCCAUGGAGAGUGGAUGCCCUUGUGGAUGGACUUUACGCUGUGGAGUCCUUAUUGGAAGCGACGGGACAUUUAUUUUGAAAUAUAAAACCAAGCUGCUGCCACUGACCGCGUCUCUGUGAAUCAGAGUGAUGAUGACUUAAGUGAAAAGACAGAGGAUUCCUAAAAUUAGCCAUUUGGGACCCACAAACAGAAGACAGAAGAGCUCACGACCAUGGUCAUUACACUGAGGAUUCAAGUUUCCACUACCUCUUCAGCACUGCAGCUCAAAUGAUGUCGAAUCUAAUUCACAUAGUCAGGAGGCAAAUGUCCGGCCCGGAAAUGGCUUGCCUCAAACAUCUCAUCCUUCAUCAUUUAUCAGAAGAUACAAUGAUGGAGAUUGUUUUGCAAGGCUGGAGCACAGGAGCCUCCUAGAUUCUAAUCCUGCGGAUACAAUGUAGCACGGCUCCUCAGUAUGACUUAAAUAAACACUCUACUCCAAACCCACACAUGUUCAGGGAUGGAUCUCAUGAACUUCACAACUGUCGCCGACAGUGGGUUUUUGGAUGAGGCUCCAUCGAGCCGCGUCCUGACGGGCUGUUUCCUCUCGCUGCUCAUCCUCACCACCUUGCUGGGAAACACUCUUGUUUGUGCCGCCGUCACCAAGUUUCGACAUCUGCGCUCCAAAGUGACCAAUUUUUUUGUGAUCUCACUGGCCGUGUCUGACCUCUUGGUCGCCAUCUUGGUGAUGCCGUGGAAGGCGGUGACAGAGAUCACGGGGUUCUGGCCGUUCGGCUCCUUCUGUGACACCUGGGUGGCUUUUGACAUUAUGUGCUCCACAGCGUCCAUUUUAAACCUUUGUGUGAUAAGCUUGGACCGCUACUGGGCCAUCUCCAGCCCCUUUCGCUACGAGAGGAAGAUGACACCCAAAGUGGCCUAUGUGAUGAUCAGUGUGGCCUGGACGCUGUCUGUGCUUAUUUCCUUCAUCCCGGUGCAGCUCAACUGGCACAAGGCCCAAACUAAAUCUUCCACCCCUCUCACUGGGGCGCCUGGGUCUUCAGGUUUUAAUGCUACAUCUUAUGCCAGCACAGAGAACUGUGACUCGAGUCUGAACAGGACCUAUGCCAUCUCCACCUCACUCAUAAGCUUUUACAUCCCCGUAGCCAUCAUGUUGGCCACCUACACCCAGAUCUACCGCAUUGCCCACAGACAAAUCAGGAGGAUCUCUGCACUGGAGCGAGCGGCCGAAAGUGCCAAGAACAGACAUGACAGCAUGGGCGGAGGCUCCAGCAUCGCAGAGUCCGAGAGCUCUUUCAAAAUGACGUUCAAGAGAGAGACCAAGGUGCUGAAGACGCUGUCGGUCAUCAUGGGGGUGUUUGUGUGCUGCUGGCUCCCAUUCUUCAUCCUCAACUGCAUGGUGCCCUUCUGCGAGCAGUCGAGCGGAGGGGAGGCUUUCCCCUGCAUCAGCCCCACCACGUUUGAUGUGUUUGUGUGGUUCGGCUGGGCUAAUUCCUCCCUCAACCCCAUCAUCUAUGCCUUCAAUGCAGAUUUCCGCAAGGCCUUCGCCAUCCUGCUGGGCUGCCACAGACAGUAUCCAGGAGGCCACAACAUGGAGACGGUCAGUCUAAACAAGAAAUGACUCAUGACUCUCUCACAGCACUGACUCAUCCUUAAUGCUAAGAGUCCGAGUUGCUGUGCUGACUCUGAGUGUGACUGAAGGAUCCGGUGACCCUAUAUGUAUCCCUGUUUGAAAGACAAGUGGCCCGUCUGUGUGCAGACUGUCAAGAGUGAGCUUGCCAUGCUUACUAUGAUCGCUACAGUCUUCAAAUGGAAGAAGCUCCUGAAAGAGGAGAGGGGAUUUUGGGCGAUUGAGAUUAAGACUCUGGGAUGUUGUGCCAGGGAGCUGGGAGUGCAGUGGUGCUGACACGCCCCUGGGAAAGAUAAUCCCAUGACUGGGCAGCACACACCCUAAUUCUGUCAGAUAUUCUUGAAUACCAUCAUACACACGUACACAAACACUGCCAAAACAAGCUCCUCCAAAUACAGCGUAAAUGCAGCACCCAGCGUGCACACUACAACGUAUUACAUGACAGCACACAGAAAUACUGUUAGUCAUUAUGUUCAUCCUGUGCUCUGCAAGGAUUCCAGCAGUAAAGCAUCAAACCAAAUCCACAUGGAUGAACAUGUAGGUAAAGUACAUCCACAUGUGACUUAAUAUUGAAGCAAGAAUGAAAACAGAUUUGAUCUUACAUUCGGCUUGAUCCAUUCAUUGUGCGAUUUUACAAGUUCUCAGAAAUGGACACUAACGAAAAUGUGACCUGUUUUGGAAGUAAAGGUACAGAGAUGUGAAAACUGUAGUUCGUCAAACAGCAGGUCACAUCUCAUUGUUGAUGCUGGAUCAGAAUUGUUAUUUAUAUUUCAUCCAAAUGUCAAAUCAUUACAACUUUAAACCAAAUGUAGUCAACAGACACCUUAUAAAUUAUUUGCUUCACUGCUUGAAAGUGUUUUAUGGAUGAGUGUCUCAUAUCACUUUGUGUGUCCUGUAUUUUUCAUUAACAACAGCUGAUGACCUUUUUUAAGGGAAAGAUCUAAACAAAGGUUUUUCUUGAUUUGUGGUGUGUUUGACUAUACUAUAUGCUUAGGCUGAUACACAAUUGUAAUUGACUGAAUUGUUUGGGUAAAUCAGUUUAAAUUUGCUGCUUUAAAGUUAAUUAUUAAAGCAUAACCUUAGUUUAUAACAACUUGGGUCUUACUUCUAUAGGUCUGGCUAUCAUUCCUUUUAGUUCUGAUCACCUUGUACUUACUAAAGCAACUGCUGACAUCUUGGAACACUGACAUCACCACAAUGAAAUCCGACAAUCCGGCAAGAAACAAGAGCAGUCAGACGAUCAGACCAGUUGUAAACCAACCCACAGUAAGAUUAUUGAUGCCUCUGUAUUUAGAAGAAAAACCAAAAGUGAGCACAAGAAAAAGAUUAAUACUAACGUAGCGUAAUUAGUUUGAAUUAAUUUGAAGACACAUAACCUUAUCCUAAAUUAUGUUGUGGAAUAAAUUUUGCAUUCAUUUGAUGUUAAAUUUUAAUAAAUUCAUAUUUUUAGAAGGUAGUAAUCCUCAACGGUAGAAGCAAUUAAAGUAAGCAUGGUAUGCAAGUACGAGGAACAAGGAAAUCAGUCUGUAAACUGUGAUGGGUGUUUACAAUUAACAGUUUGCGUAAUCAUUUUUACAGUUCCCCUUUGUUUUCUCUUCCAUAUAAGCCUGGCUAGGCUGAGGGUGUGUUUGAAGUCUGUGAUCUGAUUAACUGACUGCCUGUAUCUGUUGUCUCAUCAGAUGUCUUUUUAGCGAUGUCCCAUGUUUCUAGCUCUCAGCAGUCAAAGAAAUUAAUAUUUGGGAAGUAGCUUUCUUGCCUGACUUCAUGGAGUUCCUGGCAACCUCACAGUGAGAGCAAGGCUCCAGGAAGUCACUGUGCCCAGUCUAGAAAUAGUCCCACAUGUAACUCUGCGUAAAAACCACAACUUGUUGUUUUCACACUUAAGAUAAACCAAAUAACAUAUAAUAAGUCAAUUAAUGAGCUUUAGAGGUGCUGGUGCACUUUAAAAAAAAACCUUUGCACAGAGCCAAGCUAGUUGUUUUUCGCGCUGCUUCCAGUCUUUAUGCUAAGCUAAGCAUCUCCUGGCGGUAGCUACAUACUUAUUACAUACUUAAUGCACAGAAAUGAGAGUGGUAUUGAUCUUCUCAUUUAACACUCGGCAACAAAGCAGAUACGUUUAUUUCCCAAAAUGUAAAAUCAAUCCUUUAACUCGGUGACUACAAUAUUAUCAUGGCUGAUAGAAAUGAUGGCUAAAACUCUGAAAAAAAGACCCAGGAAUUAUCCUAUAAAGUGCAGCAUUGUAUGGUGGAAUAUCAAGAACAGGUUGUAUUACUGUCAUUCAUCAACAGUUACCUCUUAUUUGGUGUACUGUAUUUAUUUUUU
This is a messenger RNA of Micropterus salmoides (largemouth bass), 4330 nucleotides long. RefSeq names its product dopamine receptor D1a (gene drd1a). Lineage: Eukaryota; Metazoa; Chordata; Actinopteri; Centrarchiformes; Centrarchidae. Gene Ontology annotation, molecular function: G protein-coupled receptor activity. Gene Ontology annotation, cellular component: membrane. The transcript is spliced from 2 exons. Gene Ontology annotation, biological process: adenylate cyclase-activating adrenergic receptor signaling pathway. The record is from RefSeq and is a predicted model, not a curated record. The coding region runs from base 881 to 1999 and encodes 372 amino acids.